UUGGGACGCCAGGAAGAAGAAAGUGUGUGCCUCGCGCUGAAUGAAGCUUAACGGCAAACUUCAUUCAUUCAAACUUCAACCGAAUUUGACAGUAUUUGCCAACUAUCACAUGUUAUUUUUGCUCUUCCAGGUGUACGUGUGCAUGUAUGUCACUUAAGCUUGGCAGUUACAUUUUGAGAGUGUGUGCACUUGUCUGUGCACGUGCAGCUUCUAUUAAGUGUGUGUGCGUAUGUAUGUGAGGAGCCCGUGUGAGCCAUGUCAGUAUCAGUAAUCAUAAAAUGGGGAGGUCAGGAGUACAACAUCAGUUCUUUGUCUGAGGAGGACACAGUGUUGGACCUGAAACAGUCCAUUAAGACUCUGACUGGGGUGUUGCCAGAGAGACAGAAACUGCUGGGACUUAAGGUGAAAGGCAAACCUGCAGAGGAUGAGGUGAAGCUAGGCUCUCUGAAGCUGAAGCCAAACACUAAGAUCAUGAUGAUGGGUACCAGAGAGGAAAGCCUGGAGGAUGUCUUAGCUCCUCCUCCAGAGAACGAUGAUGUGGUUAAUGAUUUCGACAUUGAGGAGGAGGUCAUUGAAGUGGAGAACAGAGAGGAGAACCUUGCUAAAAUUGCUCGUAGAGUGAAAGACUAUAAGGUGGAGGAGCUGAACCCUCCCAGAGAAGGCAAGAGGCUUUUGGUACUAGAUGUGGACUACACAUUGUUUGAUCACAAGUCGUGCGCAGAAACGGGUCAGGAGCUGAUGAGACCAUACCUACAUGAGUUUCUUACAUCAGCCUAUGAAGACUAUGACAUUGUCAUCUGGUCUGCUACAAGUAUGAAGUGGAUCGAUGCUAAAAUGAAAGAGCUGGGAGUGACAGACAAUCCUCACUACAAGAUCACCUUCAUGUUGGACAGUGCAGCAAUGAUCACAGUACACACUCCAAAGAGAGGAGUAGUGGAGGUGAAGCCCCUGGGUGUGAUAUGGGGGAAGUAUGGAGAAUUUUACAACAGGAAGAACACCAUAAUGUUUGACGACAUCGGACGAAACUUCCUCAUGAACCCACAGAACGGACUAAAGAUCCGACCCUUCAUGAAGGCCCACAUGAACAGGGAGAAGGACAGAGAGCUGUACAAACUGGCUCAGUACCUCAAAGAAAUCGCCAAGCUUGAAGAUUUCAGUGGUCUCAACCACAAACACUGGGAGAGGUACCUAUCUAAGAGGCAGCACCACUGAAGACAGACUACACCCUCUGCAAAAACUUGAAGACUCCUUCUCCCCAGUGUUGAGCCCUUUCAAACAUCCACACAAACUAUUUGCUACUACAAGCCCCUCAUUUCAACCUUUAUGACAGAUCCCAUGCUAACCAGCUCUUCAAAGCUCAGGACUGAGAUGGGCUUCCCAAUUUCUGUGUUUGCAUGUUAUUUGUCUUUCCUAGGCCAUGUACAUUUUGUACAAAAUAUUGUUUGCAUUUUUAAAAUAAUGGCUGUUAUUAUCGGUUUCUGUGGUACUUGUUAAAUCCACCCGUGUGAGUUAAACACUUUAAAGGUUUGAGGCCCCAUGUCUUGAGCCUUUGAGACUCACAAUCAACAACAAACUGACUUCAGUUAGGUUAAAUUCACAGUUUAAAAAUCAUAUCUUAACAGCUUUUAAACAUACUUGGUCUUCCACAUACAGUACUGUGCAGAACUUUUAGGCAUGUUUGGGUCAAAAAUUGAGGCUGAAGUAAGGUGUAGAUUUGGCAAGUAAGCCUGCCUGAGGGCACUUUUGGGUGGGAAGGAGGAUUGAUUCAACCCUGGUCGUGCUCUGGAUGUCUUUGCAUAUUACCAGGGGCAUGGCAUAGUAAUUUGUUGAAAAAAUAACAAAGUCCACACCUUUGGGGCAGAGUAUAAGCCUGCCACACACAUAAAGAUUUUUAGAUCUGUUCACUGACUACCACAGUCUAGGCCUGGUCUUAUCUCUCAAAACUCCAAAUCUCGCGCGGUCACACAUGACUUUAAGGUGAAGAAGUUACUGUGAUUAGAAGUUAGCUACAUGCUAAGUCCAUUACGGUUUUCAUUUUGGUCCAGCUCCCUCCUUUGACGGUUAGUUUAUGGUAUGUUUUUUAGUACACAUGGUUAAACACUUGCUUAGUUGACACAAACUAACAACUGGCACAAUUAUCGUGUAGUGUGUAGCCUGCUUAAAGGAUGGACGUGGUGAGUAAGCAUGGCCUAGGGUACCAUCUGAGUGAGUAGUAGGGUUGCCACAAGCCCCUGUUUGUACUGUGGAUAUCCACAGUGGAUAUCUGUGGAUCUCUCUCUGGGCGCAUUUCCAGGGGUGAAAAGGCCUGGACAAUAGAGAUGCCAUCAAGCUUGACCUUGGCUGCUGAGCGACAUGUGUGUCGACAUGUAUCUAGCUUGAUUUUUGCAGCUGACCCCUCCAGCCCCUAGGCUGUGGCACAUCAGGCCCUGUGGUUAGCACCCUACAUACCUAAAACUUCUGUACAUGACUGUAGGUUAAAGAUUUUUCUUCAUGGUGAAUUGUAGUUUGUGUGAUGUUGCUUGUCUCUCAGUUAAGAGAUGGCGUACUCUGCUGUGAGUAUCGAGUGUUAAUGCUCUGCAAUGCAAGCUAAAACAAAAUUCUGUAAACAAAGUUCUCCUAACAAGAAAAGUUUACCUUUUGUGUAUUUUCAAGAGAUUGAGAUGGACCAAGAACAAAGAGUGAUGACGCUAUUGAACAUUUGUAAUUGUUUACCUUAGUUCAUGUGGUGAGUUUAGUACAUGCAACAUUGAAGGAAAUCAAGUGAAAAUUACGGCAUUGUGUUCAGAACACUAAAAUAUCAAAAAUGAAUCCAAGUCAUUUGGCAACAAUCUGCUGCAUGCAGCUACCACAGUCUGAAAUGUAAUAUAUGCAAUAAUCCUCAAACCACUGUGACACUAAAAGAGGCUAAGAUUGAGAUUUGUUACAGUUAUCAUCACCUGUUAUAACUUGAUAUCUCGCUGCUUGAGGAUUGGAGAAAUCCUACAUGUUUUCUUUACACAAAUAUACUGUAGGUGCUUAAGUAGAGGGUGAGCUUUUAAUGAGGGGAUGGGAAGAGUGUUUUUGUGUUUGUUUUUGUUUUCUUGUUACAUGCCAGCUCUGUUGCAUUGCUAAACACACACUCUUUGUUACAGUUGGUGUUUUUUUAGACCAUUUAUUAAACUGUUUUUGUUUCUAGGGAUAGUACUUUAAAAAGUGAGGAAUGAUGCAAGAAACUGACUGCACAAGAUGUGGAGAUUCCUGUUGUUUUUGUUAGCUUUUCUUGAAUGAGAUUAAUGUUUUUGCACUUGAUGUCAGUGUUUAUUUUAAGUUAUGGAUAAAGAAGUGGAAGGGCUGUGGGAGUGUAUGGAGCACCUGAAGCUCUUGGAAACAUCAGGGAUGGGAUUUUCAGAUUUCAUCAGGAUUACAGUUCUCUUUGAGAUUUAAAUCCUUAAAUUUCUUGGAAUGAUCUCCUGUGAUCGGCCUUUUUAGUGUUUCCCUCAUCACAUCUCUAUCAUCCUGGCUGUAAAUAUGACAAUA
Messenger RNA from Cheilinus undulatus (humphead wrasse), 3516 nucleotides. RefSeq names its product ubiquitin-like domain containing CTD phosphatase 1 (gene ublcp1). The transcript is spliced from 11 exons. The record is from RefSeq and is a predicted model, not a curated record. Gene Ontology annotation, molecular function: protein serine/threonine phosphatase activity; protein binding. Gene Ontology annotation, cellular component: nucleus. NCBI's taxonomy places the organism in Eukaryota, Metazoa, Chordata, Actinopteri, Labriformes, Labridae. Bases 256 to 1212 code for a protein of 318 amino acids. Gene Ontology annotation, biological process: protein dephosphorylation.